Molecule: messenger RNA, 1977 nt
Organism: Harmonia axyridis
Lineage: Eukaryota; Metazoa; Arthropoda; Insecta; Coleoptera; Coccinellidae
Gene: Mvb12
Product: multivesicular body subunit 12B
Exons: 6
Coding region: 257-1126 (289 amino acids)
Biological process (GO): viral budding; regulation of epidermal growth factor receptor signaling pathway; virus maturation
Cellular component (GO): ESCRT I complex; cytosol
Source: RefSeq, a predicted model, not a curated record
CCAUCCGUCUCAACUCUUCGUGGUUUUAUGUAGACUUCGUCUUUAUCUUUCGAAUAAUUUAUUCUCAGAGAUGAUUAAUACAUGUUAGUAGCCAAAUGAAAUCAUUAUUACCCAAUUCAUUCUAUACAUUUCACCAUUUUAUCGUUAAAACUCAUUGGUUUAUUCAAAUAUAAUAACCCAACGUUACCUGUAUGAUUUUCAACUAUUUUCAAGGGUCAAGUUUUCUUUGAGGUAGAGGCUGUUGUGCCAACCUACAAUGAUAAAAUCAUUGUCUGCUGCUCGUAGAUCUACCUACUCUUACUUACCAGAUGACCGACCAAUAACAGCUAUUACAAUAGUCGAGAACAUCUGUAAGUGUCCACCAGGUUUUUAUCCUGUUAGUAGAACAUUUGAUCAAGAUCAAGACGCAGAUUUGAAGGAGAGUUCUAUCUUCAAGAGCUCACAGUCAAGAUAUUUAUGUUUGUCAAAAACUGAAGGAUUACCAAAUUUUGUUAUUAACGAUCUUCAAGUGUCAAAUGAGAAAGAUUUUCCCCCAAUAGGUUACAGUUUAUUGAAUAGGACAACUGAUACUGAACAUAAAGCUUGGAGGAAAAAGCAGUUAACUUAUCGUUUGGUGAAUUUGAAGAAUUGCAAAGUUGCUAUUACUGAUAUAAUAGUUUGUAGUCGUUUGAAGAAAGCUCCUGAAGGUUUUGAUUUUGCAGGUGAAAUAAACGGUGUGACAAUUUGCUACAAGAUGGGUAAUGUGCAGGAUUCUGAAGCUCCUCAAGCUAGCCAACCUCAGACUGCUCCUAUUAGACCUCCUCGCCCAGCACCUCCACCGCCAAUAGCUAACCCCACUUAUCCUAAUCUUCAAGAUGAUGAUCAUGAUUAUGAAAUUUUACUGCCAUCAUAUCCUAGACCCAAUCAACCUGCUCCAAAUCCUUUGCCUACAUCACAAAAUAACACUAAUACCUUGAACAUUUCUAAUUCAUACAGCGCUAUGGAAGGAGUGCCAUUCAUCAUUAAUCCAAACUUUUUAACUAGCGCUAAUGCAACUAAGGUUACUUUACCAACCAUUAAAGCGAAGUCAAUGCAACAAAUUCUGAAAGAGUACAGUUAUUCUUUUGCCGUGGAGAGACAGACUUAAAUCUGGAUCAAUUAAAAACGAAAUGCCUUGAAAAAUGGACUGAUAAGAGACCUAAUUGAAGUUUAAUGAUCGUGUUAUAAUUGUUAGAGUAUAGUUACGUUUAGGUUAUGUUCCACUCAACUGAAGAGGAAUAUAGGACAAAACAGUGAGUUCGAAAAGUGAAUUAAUGUAAAGGAAGAGUAGGUUCAGAUUUCAAAUUAUAAGUAAUGGUUUUUUACUAAUGAGAAUCUCCAACAUUUGUAUUAGGAAUUCCUUAGAAAUCUGCGCCACUUUGUGUUCACAACGAGUUACUUAUAUUAGUUCAUUUUCCCUCAUCUGUUCUAAUCAAAAUUUUAUCGAGGACUGUUUCAUAUUUAUUGAUAUAAUUUUUGUAUCCCAUAAUUAGAUGUGUAAGAGUUCUAGUUACCCAUCCAUAUUUGAAAAAAAUGAUAAUCGUAAACACAUACAAUUUCAUCUUUUAUAUUUAUAUCGAACAAUGUAAUCUGAUAUUUAUCCAUAAAAUUUCAUGAAACUUGUGACCAAACUGUUGUUGCUCAAUUUUUGAGGAAUGUUCGACAUGGAAAGAAAAUAUUCUAGUGAAAAAAAUUUUAUGGAGGGUGUAGAAUCACUGCUGUUUAGUCUCUGGGUGGAGAGAAUUUGUGAUAUGAUGAAAUUAUAUUUAUGAAAAAAAAAAAAGGAAUUUUCAUCAAUAGAGUAUUUAUUUUCCGAUGUAUUGGUUUGAUACAUAGAUAUUUUUUGGUUGUAUAGAUUCAUUAAUGAUUUGUAUUCUUUUUUAUAAUUUAUUUUCAAUUUCUCUAUUGUCACGAGAUAUAAUUUGUGAAAUUUAGUGCCAAUAAUAACAUUAAACUGAA